Messenger RNA from Metopolophium dirhodum (rose-grain aphid), 2432 nucleotides. RefSeq names its product carnitine O-palmitoyltransferase 2, mitochondrial-like. Bases 269 to 2257 code for a protein of 662 amino acids. Gene Ontology annotation, cellular component: mitochondrion. The transcript has 12 exons. The record is from RefSeq and is a predicted model, not a curated record. Gene Ontology annotation, biological process: fatty acid beta-oxidation. Gene Ontology annotation, molecular function: carnitine O-palmitoyltransferase activity. NCBI's taxonomy places the organism in Eukaryota, Metazoa, Arthropoda, Insecta, Hemiptera, Aphididae.
UAUUAUGUGAAAAUUAGUGACAGUCAUAUUAUUAUCUAAUAAUAUUAUUAAUAUUAUUCAUAAAAAAAUUAUAUAAAAGUGUAAAACAAGUAUUCUAUAAUGUUCUGUCAUUAUGUUUGUGCCAGAUGUUCUUCAAGAUCUUAACAUACUCAACUGCUUAAUACUUGACUAAAUUAACUCCAGAUUUUGUGUUCGAUUGUGAAUACAUAAGGUGGCUAUUGCAAUUUAGUAACAGCUUGUUCAUCAACGAACAAUAUAAUAUAAGAAAAUGCUUUCGAAGUACAAGCCAUGGAUCAACCCUCAUUUAGUUGAAAAAGUAAUAUUACAAAAUACAGAUUCAGCAAUUAAAAUAUUGACACAAAUAAGAUAUCGAUCUGAUGAUUAUCAAUAUAUUCAGAACAGUAUUAUACCUACAAUGCAUUUUCAACAAUCUUUACCUAGACUUCCAGUUCCAGAAUUAAAAUCAACUUGUCAACGUUACCUUAAAGCACAACUACCUUUACUUUCCAAAAAUGAUUAUUUGAGAACUAAAGAUGUUGUAGAAAAUUUUGAACAAAAUGAUGGACAUUUAUUACAAGAAAUGUUAAAAAAAAAAAAUAACUUAAACAAAGAUACCAGUUAUAUUACUAAGGAUUGGUUUAAUAUGUAUUUGUCCGAAAGAACCCCAUUACCAAUUAAUUACAAUCCAUUAUUGGUAUUUAAACAACUCGAUAAUGCAUAUAAUAACCAAUUACUAAGAUCUACUAAUUUGUUGAUAUCAUCACUAAGAUUUUACAAAUCAUUAAAUGCAAAUAUAUUAGAACCAGAAAUUUUUCAUAUCAGUCCAAAGAAAAGUGAUACAAUCCAAUUUAGAAAAUUAAUGAAGUAUCUUCCAGAAUCAAUUAGUUGGUAUGGAGCCUACAUGUAUAAUGCUUAUCCUUUAGAUAUGUCUCAGUAUACGUCUUUAUUUAAUAAUACUCGAAUUCCAAUGACUAAUCAAGAUAUCUUACAUAAUAAUACAUCUGGAAAACAUAUUGUUGUUAUGAGGCGAGGACAUUUUUAUAAAUUUGAUGUUCUGGAUAAUCAAGGCAAUAUAUUAGAACCUCAGUUAUUAUUAUCCAAAAUUCAAUAUAUUUUGAAUGAUGACAUUGCUCCAUCUAAUCAUCCAAUUGGCAUUUUAACAACCACUGAACGUGAUAAUUGGGCUGAUUUAAGAAAUCAUCUUAUCAAGUUAGGAAAUGAAGAGUCGUUACGUAUAAUAGAUGAUAGUCUAAUUAUGAUUGCUCUUGAUGAUGAAAAACCUGGUUCAGAUCCAAUAUCUUGUGUUAAGCAAUAUCUGCAUUCUGACGGAAUCAACAGGUGGUUUGACAAGUCAUUUACAUUAAUAGUAUGUGCUGAUGGAACAUCAGGAUUAAAUUUUGAGCAUUCGUGGGGCGAUGGAGUUGCUGUGUUGAGAUAUUUUCAAGAUAUUUCUAAGGAUACUACAGACUUUCCAAGAUGUCAUCCAGAAAAUUUAAAUCAAGUAUUGAUAUCAGCAGAUACAUUAGGUGUGAAGAAAUUAGAAUUCAAUUUGGACGAAAAAAUCAAAUGUGAUAUAAUAAGAGUAAAGAACGAAUUCAAAUGUAAAUAUGAAUCUUUGGAUAUUAAUUACUUUGAAUUUUUCAAUGUUGGUAGAAAGAUGUGUAAAAAAUUUGGAAUAAGUGCAGAUUCUUUGAUGCAAUUAUGUUUCCAGCUAGGCCAUUAUAAAUUGCAUAAAAAACAUGUUGGUACUUAUGAGUCAUGUAGUACAGCAGCAUUCAAACAAGGACGAACAGAAACUGUAAGACCAUGUACUACGAAGACCGCUGAUUUUUGCUAUGCUGUUUCAAGUAAUAAUAAGCCCUCUGACAAUGACUUGGUGAACAUGAUAAAACAAUGUUCGGUUGAACACAGUAAGCUUGUAAAAGAAGCUGCAAUGGGGCAAGGGUUUGAUCGUCAUUUAUUUGCUCUACGGUUAUUAGCUAAAGAAAGCAAUUUAAAGAUUCCAGACUUGUUCACUGAUCCCGCUUAUGGUCGGAUUAAUCAUAAUAUUCUAUCUACUUCUAGUCUAACUUCAGAUUAUGUAUGGUUAGGAGGGUUUGGGCCUGUUGUAAAAGAUGGUUAUGGUAUUGGAUACACAAUACUUGAAGACUACUCAGGUGCUAUUAUUACUAACUACAAGGAACAUUCUGAUGGAGAUACAUUCAGAUGUGCAUUAACUCAGAGUUUAAAUCAAAUUCUUGAUAUUUUAAAAACUUAGUUUAUUGUACAAAUUGAUAUUUCUUUGUUUGUGUUUAAUGUCUUUACUCCUUAUUUUCAAUGGAUUAUUAUUUUUAUCAAAUAGUAUACAUAUUUUAUACAUAUUUUCGAUCAUAAACUAAUUUAAUAUAAAUGCAUAAAUUCCUUCUUGAAUAAACCAAGAAAGAACUUUUAUA